AUGGCUCGGCUCUCAAGUCACGACGAAGCGUCAGGCGCGUCUGUCUCCUCGCCGCCCUCAGAUCCGUCGGCGGAGCGGAGAAGUCUGUCCCCGCGGCGGUCGCGGCCUGUGUCGCGCUGGAGGCUUUGUUUUCCGACCUCCCGUUCUGGAGAUGAAGGCGGCAAUGCGGCUGGUCGCCCUUCGGAGCAGAGCCACAGAAGAGAGAGUUGUGCAAGUCUACAUGAACGCCUCGGGGGAAUUGCGGCGCAGUGGACGGCCGGGUCCUCAAGGUGUUUCUGCCUCGGACUGCAUGUCGUGCCUCACGACGUGUUCAUCAUCGGUCUCCUUAUUCUUCUCAUCCUCAGUCAAAUCGCGGCCUUCCUCGUCUUCUGGGUGGGCAGCCUCCUGAAAGCGGACAGAAAUUUGCUGGACAGAGAGUUGCAUGGUGACCCAAGGCACGGAGCGCAGGGACGCGAUGAUCUAGCAGAAGCCGUUGCUCGAGAAAUUCGAACUCUGGUCAUCCCCUAUUCGUAUUCUGCCUUUCUAACACUCGCCGCCACCAUGCCUGUGUUCGUGAUUACCGUCAUCUAUUUCCUUUUCUGCCGAGGACUAGCCGCGACCGCGUUGAACCGCCAUCUGCAGAAUUCAGUACCGGUGAUCAAUGUGGAUACGCUCUCACGCAACUCCCGGGCUGCCUUCGACGUUGCAGAGAAGGCGGCAGGCGAAAGACACGAAGGAGUCAGAGGCGAAGAGGAAGGCUCUGCGGCGCAUGCGGCGAAUAACAGGCGGGGCCACGGCGCUUGUGACGGCGACACAACAGUGGGGUUCGGAGAGCGUGAAGGGACAAACACCGAGGCGGCUACCGGAGGCGGUGAGGAGAGCACGAGUGAAGAAGAAAAGGAGGCGAUGAGGCAGGAGGCGAGACAGCUCCCCCUUCAAAUGCUCGUCGACGUUAUAUACACCGGCGGAUUCACGGUCUCCGCCAUAUGGAUGAUCUGCGCCCAUAUCCCAAGAGCAACGUGUUGGAAGUGCGAGAGUCAGACCCUCGGGCAGCGGUGGUUGGACCGUGGAUGCAUGGUCAGUUUUGUUCUUCUGUGGGCACUGGCCUUCUGCAUCUGUCCCUCUCGCCGAGAUAUCGAGAAGCGACACCAGUUAGCUCGCCACAUGCGACAGCGUCUAGCUGCCUAUCGGUCGCUUGCGUCUCUCGAGACAGAGGCGCCGUCGAAUUGGUUGGUCGGGGUCGCGUCGCCUGGCGUCUCUCUAUCUUCCCUCAGUGCUGUCUCGCGCCCCGAGCCCAACCACGUCGGGCUCCGCGCGUACUCUGCCUUCCCGGAGCCGAGCCGAAGGGCCGUUCCCUUCACAGAGGGACAGAAGGCUGGAGAGGCCGGCAAAGCUGCCCCGGCGUUCACGCGUGUAGAGUGUGUAAGGGACACUUCUGGGGACGAAAGGUUCGAGGACGAUGGCGGCAGGUGUCCUGUGAACGCGCUGGGCGCUCGGGGCGGAUCCCCUGGCCUCCCUCUUCCCUACUGGGCGCGUCCUGCUCCCAGCAUCUACGCUCGCGACCGUGCGGCUCCCACCGGGAGGCCGCCGGCCGGCUCGGAUGGCCAGAAUGGCGUAGAGCUCCAGGGGAAUCUGGGACAGCGCGGCAUGGGAGGGAACCCAGGAACUCCCCCAGGUGUCAGGACACCGGGAGCUGCAGACUGGAUAGAAGGAGACUCUGUGCGUGUCAUUGGUCGGCCGGUUUUCAGCUCGAGAGUUGUGCUGGAUGAGCGGAGAGGGACAGAGAAUGAACAAGGAGGGGCGCCCUCUCGUCAACCACCCGCAGACGGCUCCACGGGCGACGAACGAGCGGGGCGCGCCGAGGCGCAUUGGGAUUUUACUGUAGGGAAGGUGUAG
Molecule: messenger RNA, 1875 nt
Organism: Neospora caninum
Lineage: Eukaryota; Apicomplexa; Conoidasida; Eucoccidiorida; Sarcocystidae
Exons: 5
Coding region: 1-1875 (624 amino acids)
Source: RefSeq, a predicted model, not a curated record